This is a messenger RNA of Labrus mixtus (cuckoo wrasse), 2957 nucleotides long. It is a transcript of the gene kcnk9, whose product is annotated as potassium channel, subfamily K, member 9. Gene Ontology annotation, molecular function: potassium ion leak channel activity. The transcript has 2 exons. Lineage: Eukaryota; Metazoa; Chordata; Actinopteri; Labriformes; Labridae. Bases 284 to 1450 code for a protein of 388 amino acids. Gene Ontology annotation, cellular component: membrane. The record is from RefSeq and is a predicted model, not a curated record. Gene Ontology annotation, biological process: potassium ion transmembrane transport; stabilization of membrane potential.
GGUCUUUCGGCUGCAGGACUCCUGGUCCAGGCGAUCCAGUAGUCUCUUGUGUCUCUCCGCCAACCAGGAGCAGGAUCUGGGUUUCUGUCACCGGGAUAACCACAAGGCAGGGGGUUUACAUAGCUGCUCCCACUCCUGCGCCCACCGCGGACACAGUCACCGGAGCGCACCUUUCUGCGCCUCCGCCUCCAGGCGCUGCCCACACGGCUUCCCCCACGCUCGCUGCGCCUUCCCGGGGAAUCCGAGGGGACAUGAGCCCCUCGGUCGCAGGUUCCUGUUGGCCAUGAAGCGGCAAAACGUGCGGACCCUUUCCCUGAUCAUUUGCACGUUUACAUACCUGCUUGUCGGGGCCGCCGUCUUUGACGCCCUGGAGUCCGACUUCGAGAUGCGGGAAAAGGAGCAGCUGGAAGCCGAGGAGAAGCGUCUCCAGGGGAAAUAUAACAUCAGUGAGGAUGAUUACCGCAAACUGGAGACCAUCAUCAUGGAGGCUGAGCCCCACAGAGCCGGGGUGCAGUGGAAAUUCGCAGGGUCAUUUUACUUUGCCAUCACAGUUAUUACCACCAUAGGUUAUGGGCAUGCAGCACCUGGGACCGACGCAGGGAAGGCCUUUUGCAUGUUUUACGCCGUCCUGGGAAUCCCUUUGACUCUUGUCAUGUUCCAAAGUCUGGGCGAGAGGAUGAACACUUUUGUCAAGUACCUCCUGAAGCGGAUAAAGAAGUGCUGCGGCAUGAGUAUCACCGACGUGUCCAUGGAGAACAUGGUGACUGUAGGAUUUUUCUCUUGUGUUGGCACUCUGUGCAUUGGGGCUGCUGCCUUCUCCCAUUACGAGGACUGGAGCUUCUUUCAGUCAUAUUAUUACUGCUUUAUUACAUUAACAACUAUAGGCUUUGGGGACUUUGUGGCCCUUCAAAAGAACCGGGCCCUCCAGAAGAAGCCCCUGUAUGUGGCCUUUAGCUUCAUGUAUAUCCUGGUGGGCCUGACGGUCAUUGGGGCCUUCUUAAACCUGGUGGUGCUCCGCUUCCUGACUAUGAACAGCGAGGACGAGCGGCGGGAUGCAGAAGAACGGGCUUCACUAGCGGGAAACCGAAACAGCAUGAUCAUCCACAUCCAGGACGAAUCAUUACCGCGAGGCAGGCGGCGGCGUGAACCGUAUCGGGCAGAAGUGACUGAUUUGCAGUCAGUCUGCUCCUGUAUGCACUACCACUCGCAUGACUUCGGCAGCUCUGGGGGAGGGAUGGGAGGCUUGGGAUGUGCUUUCUCCCAUCAGAACUCAUUCAGUUCGCAGCUGAAUCCCAAUCAGUACUUUCACUCGGUCUCCUACAGGAUCGAGGAGAUCUCACCGAGCACCUUGAAAAACAGCUUCCUCCCCUCGCCCAUCAGCUCGGUGUCUCCAGGGCUUCACAGCUUCUCAGACAAUCACCAACUCAUGAGGAGAAGGAAAUCCAUCUAAACCCUUACACACUGGACAAAUGAGUUUCCAUGUUUUAUAGAUAAGGUCAAACAAUUGCAAUGCUGCUCCUUACCAAAAUCUAAUUUCAGCACUUUUUUCCCUUUUUGGUUGUAUGUAAUAUAAAGAAAUUCAUGGAAACAGGUGAUGAACACAGCGUGGAACAGCAAGCGUGGACUAAAUGGGAUGCAAAGCAUGAAGCAUGGAUGUCUAUUUUUUCAAGAGAUUUUCUCCAUUUACACAAACUUUAAUGAACUUCCUUCUUUCAGAUUUACAGUACAAUAUUGAUAUAUGAACUUUGGUUUCAUACCAAAUGAUGCACACUUGGGGAAAUGCUAUUUUUCAAAAAGGGAGUAUGCUUGUUUCACCUUAACUUGAAGAAAAUUUUGCUGUUAUGUACUACUCCAUUGCCUCACUGCAGACAGAGAUUUUCAAAUGACUUAAAGCAUCAGGUAUUGUUUUCUAUAAGCAAUCAUAUAAUUUAAGGGUCUCACUACGCAUCAAGCCAAAAUAUUGUUGCCAAUAUUAGCAUGUGCAUUAGAUGUCAUUUACUGAGUGUGCCAUGGUUUGUGACAUUCUUUAGUCUUUUAUAGAACAGCUGUAUGAAGGGCGUCUGUUUGUCUUUGUUUCAAAGGAUCAUGCUGCUGUUAUUGAUAUCUCAACCUCAUAUAGAAUCUGAUCUAACCACAAGAGCUUUAAUUUCACCCACAGCCUUUUCAUAAUAAGAGAUACCUGAACCUGUAGGAAAACCCCUCCUCCCCACUACACUGUCUUAAGGUUGUCAAAGUUUCAGAUACAUUGAUACUUUUUGAUACCACAUAUCGUAGAAAAAAAAACAAUCUCUAUUGCAAUAGUAAUAAUGGUAUUGAAAUGCAACAAAGUUAGAAAAGGCCUGUAAUUCGGGGGCACCUAGCGGUUAGCGCACAUCACCCAUGUACAGUACGGAGGCCAAUUUGACCAACUGGGUGGCCCAGGUGCAAAUCCGACCUGUGGCGCAAUUCAGUUCCCAAUUUCUCUAUCCCUGAUUUCUGACUCUAUCCACUGUCCUAUCUCUAAGAUAAAGGCAUAAAACCCCUAAAAUAAACCUUUAAAAAAAAAAAAACACAAAUCUUAAGUCACAUUUUAACCCAGAGCUACUGCAAACGAAAUUGAGAGAUUAGAUUUAUAAAUUGGUGAAUACUGACGCUGUAAAUCCUUUGGGGUCUCAUAAAGCUGCAAACGUUACAUUUAUGUCUCUUACAAAAAGAUACAGAGCAUAGGAGGGAACACGUUCUUAAUUGCACAAUGUAUAAGUACCAGAUGUAUUCAGACAAAACAAUCUCUGUUAUUUGAAUGAUUAUUAGUGUCUAAAAGAACCAAAGCUCUAAAAAACUGCAGAGCUUCAGUCAUACUUUUUAAACUCAGCCGCGAGCGUAUGACAGAGAGACAAGACAGAGAGCAUAGGAGUUGACUAAGGAGGAGACACUGUCUGAAAAUGUACAAAUGUUUUUGUGCAAUCUAGACCAAGUGC